UGCGAUUAUGUCAAGGUUGUUUGUGUAAGUCCAAACACUAGGCUGAACCAAUGGGCACAGUCUGUGUAAGAAGUUGGGCUGUGUGACGAAAUAGUGGGAUGCUAUUCAUGCGCGCUGCCCGGGGGAAAGGUGUUCCGGUCGGGAAAAAGCCACAGAGGAAGAAGAAAGGGGGAGGAAGGGAAAACAUUUGGAAAGAAAGAAAGAAACUGUAUGUUGAACGUUUUAGCGCAGUUUUCCGGCGUGGAUUGCGCAGUGCGUGUUUAUCUCUGCGAAUAUGUUUGGGUGAGCGACACGCCAACUUCCUCCCUUCGACUCGCUGCAGCUGGUUUUUUAUUGUUACACGCUUUUGAAGACUUCCACUUCUGGGGAAUAAUGGUCAUUUUCUUUCAAACUGGACUGGGCAAAGUGGAAAUCCUGCGGGGCAACAGGAGGCUUUGGUCUGCCUUGUACCUUUUUUGCUGAGGAUAAACGCUUUUGAGUUCUCGGAUACGGACGGCUCAUUUAUCCGCACAGAGAAACGUUUUCAAAUUGCUUUUUUGAAAGCCGCUAGUUGAGUCAGAAAGGGGCCGUGGUGUACCCCAUAACCUGUGUGUUUAACUCCGACACAAUCCAAGGAAACCACGUUGGAAUUCAUUCAGUAUUCAAACUCCGUUCUUAUAUUUUAAACAACCGGCAGCGCCGUUUUGAUAAAUCCACAGAGACAAAGAACCAAGUGGUAAUUAUAAGACUUGCAAGUGGUUCCGACAACAGUGGAUCAGUUGCGGAUGUGACUGCGAGACUUCGCCGUUUGAAUGGAUCGGUUCUGCGCGAGUCUGGGAGCGGAAUCCAAGACUCUUUGAAACCUGACGGUAGUUUUCACACGUUCAUUUGCUCACUGCCGAAGACAAGGCCACAAGUAGCUGCAAAAAGGAUCGCAAACAAAUGGAUGAACAUGCUCCUGUUCACACGCAUGUCCAGCAAAUUCAUCACAAGCAAACAGUUUGGAGACAAACCGUUUGUUUUCAAGUCUAACUAGUACGACAUGUAGCCUGCGGAAAAUGUCAUAGUGUUUUUAUUUAUCUUCAAAGUCAAAUAUUUAUUUUUGUAGAACAUCAGAAAGUAUUAGUUUUUAACAGUUCGUUUUUUGUGUGUGUGGAUUUGUUUUUUUUAAUUAUUAUUUUGUUAUAACCUUUGGAUGUCAUGUAUCUUUUGUUCUGUUAUCUCAUCUGCUGUUGAAACACUUGAAUGAUGCUUGUGCCCACACUGUAUUUCACUGUAUUUAUGUAGUACACUAUUUAAACUGUAGUUGUUUUCAGGUGGCAUCUAAGAGAAAUUCAAUUCGUACUUUAUAUUUUAUAUCAUAGUUGAGCGUAUAUUAAAAACACAAUGGAACGACUUGGCAGCAAACUCAAGCAAAAGCUCAAACUGAGUGACUCCGGAAGUGUCAAAUUCAGCAAAAAGAAAAACGACUUGGCCAAUGCAAAUAACAACAGUAACAGCAACAAUGCCAAUAAUGGGACCUUGGCGCAGAUCAGCGCACCCGUGAGCACACCUCCGUUCCCGCUGACCUGUUCCACCUCUGUAGAGGUGUGUGGCCAGUCAGCCGGAAGACCUGGCAAAGUGGCCGAUUCUCAGAGAAUCGCAACCUCGAAUACCACCUCGGCCACGGUACCUGAGGAUUGCGGGCCUGGAAUCGAACAUCAUCCGUCUACUCUCGCUCCUCUACGGCGUCGGUCGCCCCAGCAGCGAGCAUCGUGCUACUUACCAGAAGCGGUGGGAUGGGGCAACUCGCCCAGAGGUGAAGGUGACCCACAGGGGGCGUACUGCCCGAAUUCUCGCGCAGCCUUGAAGCAGCGGCGUUAUUCUCUGGAGCUCCAGCAGCUCGUUCGCCGCCAGCAGCUUCUCGCCCAGCCUCCUCCGCUGUCGUCCGUUCCACCUCCGUACCCAACGCACAGCUCGGCUGCCCGCUCAUCCACUGUGGAGCCCAGCUUCCUCCACGAAUUAGAGCGCCAUAAGCGCUUGUCUCUGCAGGAAGCUCUGUUCUACAAGCGUUUGAGCUCGGGUGGUGAACCUUGGGACAGCGUGCGACCUGCUUCCCUCUCGCACCCCCCGCAGAGGGCCCAUGACAGCGGCAUAGGGGGGUUCAUUUUCCCCCCUGCACCAGCGUUGAGCCCCUGCUCCUCUUUUAGCUUACAAGAGUCCGUGUUGGCAAGCCCUCGCUCCAGUUUUGCGAGCAGUACCGCUAGCGGUGGAGGCGGCGGGAGUCCCAUGGGAAGUCGGUGCAGCAGUAACCGGACCAGCGGCAUUAGUUUGGGCUAUGACACCCGCCAUACACCUGGGCCCACCCCGCAGCUCCAGCUCUCCUCGACCCAACUCGGUGGCACCACCUCGGGUCAGGCGUACCCCAUACAGGCAUCCGGGAAAACAGGAGCGCCCCCUAUGGAGGUUUGGAGGGACUGUCUCGAAGGGGUGUCGGGAGUUGGAGGAAGUGUGCACGACAGCCGUCACUCAUAUCCGCCUGCGCUAAGCACACACACUGUCACCUUCCACCGAGCAGAACCAGAAUGGGGUCCCACUGACCAGCGGGGAUCAAGAGGCGAUGGUGUGGGCAAGAGUGCACGACACUCCGACUUGCUAGGAACCCGAUACCAGCAGGAGCUCACCCGCCUGCUAUUGAGAGAUGCUGCCCUGGAAGGAGAAGCUUUACUUGGAGGCUUGACUUUAAAAGAACAGCCCGUGUCUGCCACCAUCCUAUCCAGCUCCAUAUCGACUUCAGCCCCAGUUGGAACUCCAGGGACAUGCCUGGAAGAACAGUCGGCUGGAAGGGAGUCAGUGUCAUCUGUGGACAGACAGGAGUACUUCGGUACAUGUGUGAAGUGCAGUAAAGGUGUAUAUGGUGCAGAUAAUGCUUGCCAGGCUCUGGACAGUCUCUAUCACACCCGCUGCUUCACAUGUGUUUCCUGCGGGCGAACACUCCGCAACAAGGACUUUUACAACGUCAAUGGCUCCGUUUACUGCAAGGAGGAUUACAUGUUUUCAGGCUUCCAGAAGGCAGCUGAGAAGUGCAGUGUUUGUGGUCACCUCAUCUUGGAGCAGAUUCUGCAGGCUCUAGGGAACUCCUAUCACCCUGGAUGUUUCCGCUGUACGGUCUGCUCAAAGGCUUUGGACGGGGUGCCAUUCACAGUAGACUACCUCAACAAUGUCUACUGCGUCUCUGACUACAACAGGACAUUUGCUCCCAAAUGCGCUGCCUGUUUACAACCCAUCUUACCUGCUGAGGGCAGUGAGGAGAUCCUCAGGGUGGUGUCAAUGAACAAAGAUUAUCACUUUGAGUGUUAUCACUGUGAGGAGUGUGGGAAGCAGCUCUCCGAUGAGCCUGGAUCUCAGUGCUUCCCUCUGGAUUCCCACCUCCUCUGCCACUCUUGCCACAUGACCAGAGUGUGCGUCACAAAUAACCUUCCCCCUCACAACACACACUGAAAUGAGAACUAAUGUGCCUGACCAACUACUUUGUACUCUCAUAUGCACACUAGUGACCACUGUAAAUUGUCUUUCUAAUGUCUCUCUCUUCUAUGCCAGCUCUAUUUUCUUGAAGAUAGCAAGAGGGGAGAAAACACGAUUUCUCUUACGGAGACUUGAGGUCAUAAUACAUUUCAAAUGCAAAUCCCAGUCCUGGUACAAACUAUAUGUCCCCUAGUGGCUGGGAAAUGCAGCAACUGAAUCCUGCUGAACAGAAUAUUUCUUUACAUGUUCCUCUGAGUUUAAGAUUAUUGUUGCCUGCUUAUUUCAUUGCUAGAGGGAGUUGAAUUAUCACAGAAAAGUUUUCCUCCCAUAUCUACUGUUUGCUGUAGGAGGAAAAGAAAACAAGGGAUAUAUAUAUUUUUAUUGCUUAACAUUUUUCUAUAUUUAAUAUCACUAGCAGAGAUUUUGCACUUAAACAUGUUUACCUAUUAAGAGAUUUUUUUUUUU
Messenger RNA from Sinocyclocheilus grahami, 3948 nucleotides. It is a transcript of the gene ajuba, whose product is annotated as ajuba LIM protein. The coding region runs from base 1366 to 3459 and encodes 697 amino acids. The record is from RefSeq and is a predicted model, not a curated record. Gene Ontology annotation, biological process: response to hypoxia; negative regulation of hippo signaling; cytoskeleton organization. The transcript is spliced from 8 exons. Gene Ontology annotation, molecular function: transcription corepressor activity. Gene Ontology annotation, cellular component: transcription regulator complex; P-body; adherens junction. NCBI's taxonomy places the organism in Eukaryota, Metazoa, Chordata, Actinopteri, Cypriniformes, Cyprinidae.